Messenger RNA from Triticum aestivum (bread wheat), 357 nucleotides. RefSeq lists its product as uncharacterized. The record is from RefSeq and is a predicted model, not a curated record. Bases 1 to 357 code for a protein of 118 amino acids. The transcript is spliced from 6 exons. Gene Ontology annotation, molecular function: protein binding. Lineage: Eukaryota; Viridiplantae; Streptophyta; Magnoliopsida; Poales; Poaceae.
AUGUCCAUGUCAUCAACCAACAAGCUAUCAUACAACUACUUCAAUGGAUUGUAUCUAAGGAAGGUGCAUCCCUCGGCCCACCUUGGAUUGCAGUGUGAGGCCUUGAAGUGUUUAGAUCCCAUCCAUGCUGAGUAUAUAUGGCGCAAGCUAAACAUUGAUGAUGGUCUUGUUGUUAAAGAGGUGUCAAUAGGAUCUCAUGCUGAGAAAGUUGGAAUCCGAGUUGGUGAUAUUAUUGAAUGCAUUGAUGGAGAACGUAUUUCCACCACAAUUGAGUUGGAAAACAAGUUGUUGAGCAUAUGCAUGGGCACUUUUGAUAGAGGAAAUGACAUUAAUGCUAAAGUGGAUGUUUCUGUCUGA